Molecule: messenger RNA, 1707 nt
Organism: Eruca vesicaria subsp. sativa (arugula)
Lineage: Eukaryota; Viridiplantae; Streptophyta; Magnoliopsida; Brassicales; Brassicaceae
Source: the annotation of a GenBank genome assembly
CUUAAAAGUUGGCUUCGAAGAUGGAAAUCUCGGUUCACAGUUGAUCAGAUUCUUCAUAGCCGUCCGUUUACAAAUCAAUCUCUUGAACUCUUAUGUUCGCGUGAGUGAGUGACUCUCGUUUUCUGCUUCGUUUGUAGUUGAUUUAGAGUCUACCCUACCCAGUGAAUUGAGUUUUAGAUUCUUAGUAGUGAAAAAGAGUUAUGGAUAGAAUCAGUAAUCUACCAGAUGAUAUUAUCCACCACAUUGGCUCCUUUCUCUCUGCAAAAGAAGCUGCUUUCGCCACUCUUCUCUCAAAACGGUGGCGUAAUCUCUUCACUAUCAUACCAAAGCUUCAUUUCGAUGGUUCAAUUAAAACUAACAGUUUCAAGGAGUUCGUGGAUGGAGUACUGGCCCUACCUGUCAGCUCUCGUGUUGGAACAUUUUCACUCAAAUGCAAACAUGUGCCGCAGUACGAAGACCUUAUCAACCGUUGUCUCCGUCAUAUACUGAACCGUGGUGUUUUAGUUCUCGAACUCCACAAUCACAUCAAACUCGCCAGAAAAGGACAUCGUUAUUCCCUGCCUCUUGAUGUUUUCACCUGCAAGACAGUCACUACGUUGAAACUAGGGUCUGGUUUUGUGGUCGAACUUCUCCCUGCGCAUGUUUCUCUUCCAUCUCUCAAGUCUCUGUUUCUUGACUCUGUUCGGUUUCAUGGUUCUGAUGGUCGUUUCUGCUCGUUUAAAACGCUUCUUUCUCACUCCCCUGUUCUCGAGGAGUUAGUGAUGGAUGGUAUCGAGUUCGAACGCUGGAAAUGGUGCUCCAUCGUGUCUAGUAAGACCCUUGAAAAGCUUACGAUUCGACGUAGAGAGUGGUAUUCUUAUGAGGAGCCCAUUGUAGAUGAUCCCAGGGGUCUUGCUUAUGAGUUUGACAACAUUAGCUUUGAUACUCCUGCUCUAACCUAUUUGGAGUAUUCUGACUUUGUUCCAAAGGAGUAUCUAAUUGUUAAUCUCGAUUCCCUUGUUGAAGCUAAACUCAAUCUUUGUGUGUAUGAGGAAGGUCUCUGGCAACACGAACAUGGAGAUACUUUCAAUCCCAUGAAUCUGAUUUAUGGUUUGAAAAACGUUGAGAUUUUGAACUUGACUGAGGAAGUUGUGGAGAUGUUUUAUUUCUUGAAUAAAUCAAUCCCAAUGUUUGAAAAGGUAUCUCAGUUAUCUGUUGACCUUUCUAGCCGCUGUUGGUUUUCUUUAACGAUUGUGAUGAAGAAACUUCCAAAUCUAAAGACUCUCAUCAUCGAGGAAUUGCACGUUGGAGAUGAGUUGGUUUGUGACUGUCUGUCAGAGUAUUCUUUCUUAUUGUCUUGUUCGGUGGAGGUCCUAAAGAUAAACACUUACGAAGGUUCUCUCAACGAUUUGGAGCAAAUAAAGCAUUUCUUGGGAAAGCUGUCAUGUCUCGAGCUGGUGGAGGUUCGUACUCAGGCGGGAUCAAGUGACGCAAGGCUGCAAAUCAUGGCGGAUCUGCUAAUGCUUCCAAGAGCUUCGUCCAAGUGCAAAAUCCAGGUCAGGUUUUGUCCAAAGAGAUACUAAGAUGCAUGAUCCAACGUUCGUUGGUUGGUAUACAAUCUAAGUCUAUGUUUGGUAUUAGAUCAUAUGUAUUGUUGAUCAUAAGAACAGUUUUUGCAAACCAGUCUCUCAACUCCCUUUAUAACCAAUAAAACAAUUAUCAUCUAAA